CCACAACAAGGACUCCCUUAGAGUAUUUUUUAUAGUUUGCAUUUGGCAGGGUGGGGACAGGAGUGGGGCAAAAGAGAGUUAUAACCAAUUUGGAAAACAUACACAACUGUUUUGACAGGCAGUUAUAAUGAAGGUAUAGUGUUGUAAUGAAUAGUCUGUUGGCAGAAUCAAGGGAAAACUUAUAGGACAAAAUGUGGUUAAAGUUAAUGAAUUACCCCCAGAGGCCUCCAGGACAGAAAAACAGAAAUGGGAGAUUUUAAGUCAGUAACAACAAACUUCCCCCAAAAACCCUGAUGUGAGAAAUGAAGGUAGCCACAUCUGACUUGAGAAUCUUCAGAGGAGGUGAACUUUGAAAUCUGUAAAUAAUCAAUAUGUAUGUUGUUGAGAAUUCACUUUGUGAUCUUAUAAUGAAGUAGCUAAUUUUAUUUUAAAUGUCAACAAAAACUGAUGGCAUAUUUUCCUUCUCCAAACUGUUUGCCAUGUUUAAAAAAGGAAAUAUAAAUACUUCUCAGUUCCUGAGUUGGGGAAUUUUUAAAUACAGAAUAGUAAAGUAGGAGUUCCCUCAUGGUGCAGCGGAGGUUGCUGUUUUGUGCAGAUUUGAUCCCUGGCUUGAAAAAAAAAGUUAAUAAUAAUUAUAAUUUAGCAUCUGUAUGUACUAAUUUUUGGCACACAUUUUAUAUGUGGUAUCUUAUUUAUCAGUCUCAAAACCCUGUAAGAUACAGUUUACUCCUGUUUUAUAAGUGAAAGAAACUAGGUCAUAGAGACUAAGUUAUUUCUUACAUUCUACAUAUUGGGUGAGCCAAUAUUUGAAUCCAGGUCUUUUGACUCUAUGCUGAUUAUCUUUCAAUGAUGCCAGGGAAUUAAUGAGGAUUUUGAAAAUGUAAUUUGCUUGAAUUUGAUCAGUUAUUAAAGAUGCAAUCUGUGUCUUAGGAAAGGUAGUAAAAUAACCUUUGGUCUAUAACACUGUCAAAAAUAAAAGCAGUAAGUAAAUUUCUCCAUAAAUUUUAGAGGCUGAUCUGAAUAUUCGAACCUGCUGAUAAUUUCAUUAUAUUCAGAUCCUUAUAUGCUCCCAAGAAUGGUGUAUAAAAUCUCUUGUAUUUUGUUUACUCUGAGUUAACUGUAGUGUUAGCAUGUCUGCAUUUGCAGCUUUGCAUGUAUUUGAAUCAGUUCUACAAGAUGGUCUGCUGCCCACAUUUCCUUGAGAUGCUGUUUGGCCUUGGAUGAUCCUAAUUUGUAAUGAGUUCUGGGGCCAGUAUCUGAAUUUAAACCUGUUGAGGCACAUCUUUAACACCAUACCAGAGGCGCCCUCCAUGCUGGCUGGGGUGGUACUAUAACUAGAAAAAUAUUCAAGUUAACUGGAAUCAGUCUGGAAUUAAUUCUCUCUAGGGCUAAGAUGCUCAUGAAAUAUUUUGUGGUAAAUUUCUAGUUAUUAGCAUACUCCGAUAACUGGGAAAUCCUUAAUAUUUAUUAUUCCUGUGUAAUUAAUGUUAGUUUAGUAUUGAUUGUAGUUCAACUUUGUUUUUACUGAGUGUCAGGGAAAAUUAAAUGUGAUUAUAAAUUUUGGCAUUGCUGUCAAGCUAUCCUUUAGCAGUAGUAAUUGACACUAGUUCCUAGAUAGAAACUAAAGCAAAACUGAUCUGUUACUGAGUGAAUGGAUUGACUCCUUUCAUAUAUGGAUUUAUAAAUGAAAUUUCCAGUCUAUCCUGGGAAAUUCUGCAGUUUAUUUAAAAGACUUACUUAAAAAAAAAAAAAAGACAGUUCAGCUAUUUGUAAGAAAACUCAAGUGUAAUAUUCAUGUAGAAAGAUCCUGCUUUUAUUAUGGCAACUGAUUUUUGUUUACUUAAGAGAACCUGUUACUAAAAUAGUAAUGAGGAAGGGUGUAAUAUAAGAAUAGUCAUACACCCCUUGCUCUGCAAGUAACCAGAGUGCUAUGUAUGCAUGUUGUUAAGUGUCCUUUUAGAAGGUAGAAAUAAAGGCCUUUGUGUUGUUUUCUCUGUUACACAGCCUAAAAUGAGGAAUGUAUGAUUUCGGUGGGAUAAAUGGCGUCCAAAGUCACAGAUGCUAUAGUCUGGUAUCAAAAGAAGAUCGGAGCAUAUGAUCAACAAAUUUGGGAAAAAUCUGUUGAACAAAGAGAAAUCAAGCUCUUUUCCCCUUUCACUUGUCACCUUAUACUUCUAGUUUGCUUUUCCUCCCUUUUGAUGCUGUCAUUGCUCUGUACAGUUUAUUAAACUGGGGUUAAGGAAUAAACCAAAGAAAACAGCACAUGUGAAACCAGACCUCAUAGAUGUUGAUCUUGUAAGAGGGUCUGCAUUUGCUAAGGCAAAGCCUGAAAGUCCUUGGACUUCUCUGACUAGAAAGGGAAUUGUUCGAGUUGUAUUUUUUCCCUUUUUCUUCCGGUGGUGGUUACAAGUAACAUCAAAAGUCAUCUUUUUUUGGCUUCUUGUCCUUUAUCUUCUUCAAGUUGCCGCAAUAGUAUUAUUCUGUUCCGCUUCUAGCCCACAUAGCAUACCUCUGACGGAAGUGAUUGGGCCAAUAUGGCUGAUGCUGCUCCUAGGGACUGUGCACUGCCAGAUUGUCUCAACAAGAACCCCCAAGCCUCCUCUAAGUACUGGGGGGAAAAGAAGAAGGAAACUAAGAAAAGCAGCCCAUUUGGAAGUACAUAGGGAAGGAGAUGGUUCUAGUACCACAGAUAACACACAGGAGGGAGCAGUUCAGAGCCAUGGUACAAGCACCUCUUAUGGCGUUGGCGCUGUCUUCAGAGAUCUCUGGCGUGCUGCUUUCUUUUUAUCAGGAUCAAAGAAAGCAAAAAAUUCAAUUGAUAAAUCAACUGAAACUGACAAUGGCUAUGUAUCCCUUGAUGGGAAAAAGACUGUUAAAAGCAGUGAAGAUGGAGUACAAAGCCAUGAACCCCAGUGUGAAAUUCUUCGACCAGAAGAAGCGACCUGGAACACAGGAACACUGAGGAACAUUCCUAGCAAAGAUACCCAAAGGACAAUGACAAAUGUCUCCGACGAAGUCUCCAGUGAAGAAGGUCCUGAAACAGGAUACCCAUUACGCCGUCAUGCAGAUAGGACUUCUGAGAGUAUUCUUCGGAAUAGAAAGUCACACCAUUAUAAAAAACAUUACCCUAAUGAGGAUGCCCCUAAAUCGGGUACUAGUUGCAGCUCUCGCUGUUCAAGUUCCAGACAGGAUUCUGAGAGCACAAGGCCAGAAUCUGAAACAGAAGACGUCUUAUGGGAAGACUUGUUACAUUGUGCAGAGUGCCGAUCAUCUUGUACCAGUGAGACAGAUGUGGAAAAUCCUCAAAUUAAUCCAUGUGUGAAAAAAGAAUAUAGAGAUGACCCUUUUCAUCAGAGUCAUUUGCCCUGGCUCCAUAGUUCCCACCCAGGAUUAGAGAAAAUAAGUGCUAUUGUAUGGGAAGGCAAUGACUGCAAGAAAGCCGACAUGUCUGUUCUUGAAAUCAGUGGGAUGAUAAUGAACAGAGUUAACAGCCAUAUACCAGGAAUAGGAUACCAGAUUUUUGGAAAUGCGAUCUCUCUAAUCCUGGGUUUAACUCCAUUUGUUUUCCGACUCUCCCAAGCUACAGACUUGGAUCAACUCACAGCACAUUCUGCUUCAGAGCUUUACAUGAUUGCAUUUGGUUCUAAUGAAGAUGUCAUAGUUCUUUCUAUGGUUAUGAUAAGUUUUGUGGUUCGUGUGUCUCUAGUGUGGAUUUUCUUUUUUUUGCUCUGUGUAGCAGAAAGAACUUAUAAACAGCGAUUACUUUUUGCAAAACUCUUUGGACAUUUAACAUCGGCAAGGAGGGCUCGAAAAUCUGAGGUUCCCCAUUUCCGAUUGAAGAAAGUACAGAAUAUAAAAAUGUGGCUUUCUCUCCGGUCCUAUCUUAAGCGUCGAGGUCCUCAGCGAUCAGUAGAUGUCAUAGUUUCAUCUGCUUUCUUGUUGACUAUUUCAGUUGUAUUUAUCUGCUGUGCCCAGUUGCUUCAUGUACAUGAGAUCUUCCUUGAUUGUCACUACAAUUGGGAACUGGUAAUCUGGUGCAUCUCGUUAACACUUUUUCUCCUAAGAUUUGUUACCCUUGGAUCAGAAACAAGUAAAAAAUAUAGCAAUACCUCAAUAUUACUUACUGAACAGAUAAACCUCUACUUGAAAAUGGAGAAGAAACCUAACAAAAAAGAGGAACUGACACUAGUGAAUAAUGUUUUAAAGCUGGCUACUAAACUGCUAAAGGAGUUGGACAGUCCCUUUAGAUUAUAUGGGCUUACAAUGAAUCCACUGCUUUAUAAUAUCACCCAAGUUGUCAUAUUAUCAGCUGUUUCUGGUGUUAUCAGUGACUUACUUGGGUUUAAUUUAAAGCUGUGGAAGAUUAAAUCAUGACAAUUCAGAGAAAAGAAGAUGUAGCCUCUUUUCCAGAAUAAGAGUACCAACUAAACUGCCUGAAAGCAGUCACUGACUCUUUGCUUCAGGAGUCUCAGCUGGGAAAUUGAAGUGUUUACAUCAGACUGUCUUGUGCAAUUCUUAUAUUUAUUUCACGUGUUCACUGUUUUUUACAUUUAUUUUAGUCUUUAUAUUUUAUUUUUAGUAUUGAUGUACUUAGUUGUUGAAAGGGUGAUGAAACUGAUAUCCUUAUACUUGAGAUCCUGGUAAUUGUUCAUAAAUAAUUGACAAAAUAACAAAUCUUGAGAACAGAAGCCAUUGCUAAGCACUGUUUCUCCAUCAAUGCCGUGACUUGCCUUACUUGAGGAAAACUUCUUUAACUUUGGAAUCUUGCAUUGGAUUCAACUAAACAUAUAAAGCAUUUUCUUCAGUAAAUCAAGAUCCAGUCAGGGUUUCUUUUGAAUUAUUUUAGAACAAUGCCAGGAUCUAAAAUGAUUAAGCUGCAGUUUAAGCACCCUUCAGUAUUAAUAUAUAUGGUAUUACACAACAGGUCAACAAGUGCUCUUUGAUGAUGAAACUCUUAAUAGAGCAAUAAUUGUAAAUGGUUACCAUACUGUAAGAUAUUUUGAUAAAAAUUACCUAGUAAUAAUUGUAUUUAUUUGAAACACUGGGCUGUUUGCACAGCUCCUACUGUGCAUGCUCAAAAUGUGCACUUUUUUAAAUUGUUACUUUUAAUGCGUAUCUUUAUAUGGGAUAUGUUAUAGUGUACUAGGGCAUGAUAUGGUAUCCUUUUGAGUGAGGUAUAUACUCAUCUCACAAGUGAAGUGCCUAUUGAUAUUACUAAAGUACAUUAUGUUUACUCAAGUAAAAUAAUUUUCUCCCCAUGGUACACUAUAAUGUAUGCUAUUCAUACCACACUCAAUGAACAACUUAAGAAUAAGGUUAAGAACCGAUAAAAUAUUUCUCAGAUUGCUAGUUGUAAAACUAUAUCUGAAUUUUCAGGAAAAAAUAGCUAUAGCUUGCAAAUUCUAUCCUCUAAACUUAAUCUGGUACAUCUCCCCCCUCAACCCCCAAUUAUAUAAGGGCUAUUUUAGAUGCUUUUAACCUAGAAAGUUAACCCCCUCCUCCUCCCAAAUUGUUUGCCAAGUGUCCAAAUGAGAACUUAUCAUGUUGGCAUGUUAGGUAAAUAGAGCGAAUAUGAUGGUAUCUUACAUUGGGCCUUGAUUUUAGGUGGUUAUAUUUGUACAAUCAAGAAAUUUUAGGAGUUACAUGAAUUAUGAAAUGUUUUCGCAACUUUUUUUUUUUUUAACUGGGUGUCUAGUUUCUAAAACAGAAUUUAUUUGAAACAAUCCUGAAUUUUCUCGGUGCAAGAUGUAUCAUGUUGAAUAUCCUCACAUUUUUUACCAUGUUUUAGGGAAUUUAAAAUAAUUAAUUGUAAAUGAUUUAUUUGGUACAGUUGUAAUCCCCAAAUUAUAAUCUUAAGAUCAGGAAUGUGUAGAGAACAGAGCCAUGUUGUAAUAUCACUUUGCUCUCACCAUUCCUUUUGAUCAGCCUCAAUUCAGCCUCAUUGUGUAGUUUAUUUUCUUUCCAUAGAAAAUAACAAGAGCAUUUUGUUUUCUUUGCCUGUGUUCUAAUAUGUUUAAUAAUGACCAAAGUGCAUUCUGAGUUUUUUCAAGGAAUGUAUUACUGGAGCUUUAAGAACAUACUUAUUUUCUCCUGUGAAAAAUUAGGCUUUGUCUGAUGUGUUUCUUCUUCCUCUAUUGUCUAAUGUUGAGGUUGUUUUUAGGAAUUAUAUUUUAUAAACUUUUUCAAAAUAAGGUACAUAACUAUACAGAACUUACCAUUUUGCACAGAAUAUAUCGAAUAUAUUUUGAGAAAAAAGUACAGCAUGAGUUCUGUUAGGAAGAAAGAAUGAAACUAUUGUAUCUCACCAAAAAAAAAAAAAAAGCUUAUUUCAGAAUGGAAAUAUUUUUGAGAAAAGUAGCUGAGUAAACUGAUUUAGGAAAAUGCUUGUUUUUGAUUGAAGUUCAUUUUAACUUAGAGUUGGGAGUUGAUUUAUUGAGUACAGUGUACCUCUCAACAACGUAUUAAUAAUAUGUUGAAUUUUGUCACUAAUAUGGGAAGUAGGAUACUAAAAGGAAAAAGUUGUCAUUUAAAGUAAUUUCAGAAUAUUAAUGGGACUGGUUUCAAAGCAGAAAAAUUGACAUUGCUGCCUUUAAGAAUACCAUGAAUGUAAGAAACUGAAAAUGUAACAUGUUCCAGAAUAUAGAAAAGGCAGUUCAGAGAUAGACUUGUGGCAAAUGUUGUGUGUUAACUGUUGUUUCUUUGCCACAUGUGUCAUACUUGAAAGUUUGAACAGCAGUUUUAAAAUAAAAUAUUCUAUGACUGACAAGAGUUAAACUGGAAGUGGUUUUUUUUUUAAUUUUCAAGUCAUACACGUUUUUGCGGUAAUUUUGUACUUACUGUAGCAUGAACUGUAGGUAUAACUAUUAGAUUUGAGAGGAGUGGGGAUAUAUUUUUAAAACUUUCCAACAUUUCAAAUUUUAAAAUUCUCAGGACAUGAAAGAAGAAUGUGUACACAGGCCUUUCAUCACCAAAAUGUUGUAACAUCAUUAAUGUUUGUUUGCUUGUUUGUCUCCAUUCAAAUACAGAAAACUGAUAUAUAGCCUGGGAUAUUAUAA
This is a messenger RNA of Sus scrofa (pig), 7055 nucleotides long. NCBI's taxonomy places the organism in Eukaryota, Metazoa, Chordata, Mammalia, Artiodactyla, Suidae. The record is from RefSeq and is a predicted model, not a curated record.